AUGUACCUCCCGAAGAAUCCACAGAGACCGAAAGAAAAUCCAUUUGCAGUGCAGAAGUCACGGCGCUUUAUUUUUGCUUCUUGCGGCAUUGCGCUCCUUACAACAGGGGUGACGUUGUACUUUGCCCUGGAGAAGGCACGUGAGCGUCAACGGCGUCCCGAAGGCGCCUUGCGGCAGCAACGCACCGGCAGACGUGUUGUCAUCAUCGGCGCCGGCGCGGCUGGUUCGGCGCUUGCCGCAAGCCUCACGAGCGCCUCGCCAGAGCUGCACGUGACCGUGAUUGAGCGGGAAAAGAAGCAUGUCUUUCAGGCCAUGGUUCCCCUUGCCCACGUAGGGCACCGCAGCUACGACCUUAAUACGACCGGGGGAGUCGAUUUCCUGCGGUCACCUGCGACGUGGAACGUGACACGUGAUGCAUCCCUGGUGCAGGGUGAAGUUGUGCACGUCGACACCGCACGAAACGAGGUGGUUGUGGUUGAAGCUCCCCAGUCUGCUUCUGCAGCCGCGCCGUCAGCGGCACCAACGCCAUUAACGGCAUCCGCUGCGUCCAACUCCGCCUCCCUGGUAUCGCGCUGCGUGGCACUGCUGAAAAGUUGGUGGUCACUACUUGGUGGUGCGGCAUCGUCGGAGCGGCGCCGCUACCCGUACGACGCGCUCGUCGUCGCGUGUGGCGCGGAGCGAACAAUUGGGCCGCUGCAACGUUUUAUUUCGCCAUCCCAGGUGGAUCGUUAUCGCAUUGCGGUGAAUCCCGGGAUCACGCGUGACUGCCUGGUGCACUUGUUUCAAGGAACCGUGCUGCACGUGAAGGUGCCUCCUGCCUCCUUUGUGGCAGAUGGCAUCAUGCGGUACCCGUCUCGUCAGCACGACGGCACAUUUGUUGGCACCGUAAACACCAUUUGGCGCUACCUGUUCUACUUUAAUAAGCUCUCGCUCUGCCCGUACAUCGCGGUCACGGCGGACCGGCAGCCAAGCGAUGCCUUUCCUUCGUCUCUCAACGAUCGCAUAUUGUCCUUCUGGCGCAGUCGUGGCGUGGAUUUUGUCAAUUGCUCCUACCUUUCGCAUUUAGAUCCGGUGCGGAGCGAGGCAACGCUGUACAACUACGUCACGAGGGAAAAAAGGGUGGUGCCAUACCAGCUGCUUCUGCUUGAUCUUCCGCUUGCUGCGCCUGCCUUUAUCCGCAGUAGCGGACUGAGUGCCGGGACGGCGACGGAGGGGUUUGUUGAUGUCCAUCCUGACACGAUGCAGCACCGUGUCCACGCAAACGUGUUCGCCCUUGGCGACUGUGCCGCACUUCCAACGGUGAAGAGUUAUGGUGCUGUAUUUGCACAGGUGCCCGUCGUCAGCCACAAUGUUCGGCAGCUGCUGCAACACGCCGAUGAGGCGAAGGAGGCAAAGGCGGGUGCCGCAGCGUUGACGGCGGGGUUUGCGCGCUAUGACGGAUACUCUUCAUUCCACGUAGUCAUGACGACGUGGCGUGCCAUGUGGCCAGAGUUGAUGUACGGCAAGCCCCCCCUGCGUGCACGCGGCGAGGGCGGUUUCUACACGCUUGAGAGCGCCCCACUUGUACUGACAAACCACCACUUAUGGGACAACCUGGCUUGGAUCGACGUCCGUGGAUUUUUGAACGCGGCGUAUUACCAGCUUUUCUUUUACGAAGUGAUGUUUUACUUUCUCUUUACCAGGGCCGCGUGGCACCCGCCGAGCUGGUUCUCUGUGCCCACGUUUAGCGAAGAAAGCGGCGAGCGGCUUCACGGAGGUCUGAUGUGA
Molecule: messenger RNA, 1767 nt
Organism: Trypanosoma conorhini
Lineage: Eukaryota; Euglenozoa; Kinetoplastea; Trypanosomatida; Trypanosomatidae
Exons: 1
Coding region: 1-1767 (588 amino acids)
Cellular component (GO): mitochondrion
Molecular function (GO): sulfide:quinone oxidoreductase activity; FAD binding
Source: RefSeq, a predicted model, not a curated record